AUCACAAAGCGCGUGUGUUUAUUGAGGUUAUCUGCUGUGAGUUUAUUUAUCUACUCUAUGCGUUUGCAAAACGUGAAUUAUGCCGUUUUCCUGCUAAAAAAAUCUUUAUUAGCUAUUAAAUUAACCUAAGAUAAUAUCUUCUAAAAGAAUCAUUGGUUAACUUUGAAUAGAAAUAUGAUUUCUAAACAGCUAAGUGUGGUUCUAAGCCCUAACGGACAAUUCGUUUUAAGAAAGCUAAAUUUAAUCUCGAAGAAUUUACUGAACACAAACAGCCAUGUUAAUCUUUAUCAUUCUAAAGCAAUCCGAUGUCUCUAUUCUGACAAAAGUCGGAUUAACAAUAUUAUUCUAAGAGAAUCGCAUACAAAAGCAGAAAUACAAGCACCACUGAACACAACUGGUUUUGCUCAUCGUUUUAUGGAAAGUUCUGAAGCCUACUCAAACACUUUGUCAUCGACACUCAAAGUUAAUGAAGAUUUACAGAUCGAAGAAAUAGAAAGUAUACUGCAGAAGCAAUGGAUCAGUAUGAGCAUACCAGAAAUUCUAGAAAACUUUGAGUGUCUUUCUAUUAAUGCUAGAAAAAAUGAGGAGUCAAUAAACCAUCCCAAGUACCAUGGAAUAUUAGAAGUAUUAAAGAACAAACUACCAGACUUCAUUGAUCAGCAGAUACACCAUUUCUUUCGUUGCCUGGAAUUGUGGAAAUAUGAUGGAACUGAGGAGGUUUAUAAAAGUCUUUUGACAACUUUGGAUAAUGAAUGCUUAAAAAGAAUGCCAGGCUGGAGUACAGAAGAGAUCUUGUUGACUAAUGAUCAUUUCUACAAAUUGAGAAUGGCAAGAUAUCUUGAAUUCACAUGGCACAGCUUGAGAAAAUUAGGUUCAAAACCAAGAAAAAUGACACCUACUCAUUUAGUGCAAUAUGCAUUUUUCAUGAAAAUGAAUAGAAGGCUGCCUAUUCGUCCUUAUGAGAUUGAGUACCGUGUAGAACAACAUUUUGAUAACUUUACAAUAGAAGAAUUGGCAAUCAUCGCUUUAGCUUUUUCCAAAUAUGAAGCUCCGAUUAGAAGUAACCAACUUAUGGUUAAAAUUAUAAAGACACUUGUCAGUGAAAUAGAUAAUGUAAAUGAUUAUUGUUUGAAAGCUUUAGUCGAUAUUCUGAGAAUUGGAGGGGAACCAGAAAUAGUUAAUCAACUUGAAAUUUUACUGAAAAAAAUGGAAAAUAAUAUUUCACGUCUUGAUGUAAAGACUCUUACAGCUGUUAUGAACUUGCAAAGGAAAGUUCUAAUGCAUAAUGAACAAUUAACAUCAAAAAUAUUGGAAAGAUGUGAGAAAGAAAUCAAGGACAUGAAAUUAGCACACUUGGAGAAAAUAUUAUUUGCAUUACACAUGUUUAACUAUGAUCCUAAAACUACUCCAUUUUAUUCUAUGGCUCAUAAUGAAUUAUUAGAUCCUGACAGAGCUGCAGAAAUUGAAAGGUCUCCAUCUUCUCUUAUACAUAUUACCAUGUUUCUUCUUAAACAACAAGUCUAUCCAGAAGAAAUAUUAAAACGUAUCUUGGAUCCUGAUUUCGUGAAUAGAACUAGUAAUUCAAACGUUUAUAAACUUGAUCGUAAUUAUCUUGAUAUAGAUUUUUACUUAGAGUUUGAGCAUCCAGAAUACAAUGGCCCCAGAUUAAGGAAAGAUCUUGUAAACCAUUUAAUGAAGUUUUAUGGUUCACUUAAAAAAAGAUCAGUUAAAAAAAGUGAUUCUGAUAAGACAAUAAUUGAGAUAGCCCAUAUCAUCAAGAAAAUUGCAAAGUCCGAGACAGCUGUUUAUGUGGAUUCAAUUAUGCCACAUAUUGCCAAGACCCACAUAAUAGUUUGUUUGGAUCCAGAAACCAAAGAAUUUUUAUCACCAUCGGAAAAGUUGUCCAAUAUUCCGGCAGGUAGGAUCAAAUAUGCACCCGAUGAUGACAAGAAGUGGUAUGUCUUGUCAAUCGGCUCGAAAAAUCUCAUAACAAGAGAUGAGUCCCACAAGAUCACCGGCCUUCUGGCAAACGAGAUAAGACAAUUGGAGUGUAUUGGUUAUACACCUAUUGUGAUACCACAAUAUGAGUGGAAUAAUAUGUUUGAAGAAGGAUUGAAGCAAAAGUACCUGAAAAAUCUUUUAUUUAGAUAAUAUUUAUUCUCAUUUGUUCACAACAACAUUAAAAUUAGUACUCCGACGUGGACAACGUUAAUAUAGACCUUUUAGGAUUUACAAGAGCUGCUUUUAUCACAAUAGUGAAUAAGUCGCGCAAUGUACAUAGUUAAUACACGUGAAUAUUAUAUCUAAAAUAAAAUACAUUUUAUU
This is a messenger RNA of Nasonia vitripennis (jewel wasp), 2325 nucleotides long. Its product is annotated as FAST kinase domains 5-like. The transcript is spliced from 7 exons. The coding region runs from base 175 to 2151 and encodes 658 amino acids. The record is from RefSeq and is marked provisional. NCBI's taxonomy places the organism in Eukaryota, Metazoa, Arthropoda, Insecta, Hymenoptera, Pteromalidae.